AUGGCAGAAAAUCACUCCGAUAACCAAAGGCAAGGUUUCUCACUAUAUAAAGACUUAUAUUUGAACUCAUUUAGUGCGGACUUUAUGAAACCUGCAAACCAAAAAAUUUCACCGGAAUACGACCUUUCAAACCGUCCCAAUUUUGCAUCUUUAAAUUCAGAUGAAUUAACAGAUUCAAAUGAAAUUGUGGACGAAUAUCUUUCUUCCGAAUAUGACGAAAGCUUUCAAAAAUAUUAUAACCUUGGUGACCCAUACAACAGCAUAGGUCGUAUUUAUUCAGAUACUAUAAAUGAUAGCGGAGUUGAAGACAUAACUCGUCCAAGAUUUGGUUCUGCAACUCAUCAACCUAUGGAGGGUAUUCCUGAAGAACCUGAUGAGAUAUUAUCUCCUACGGCAACUCACGAUUCGUUUGUUAAAUCUCAAGAUAAUAAUAAUUUGUCUAACACUAUUGAUAAAAAAAACUCAUCUAAAAUUGCUCGAAAAUCUAUAUUGGCGUCUUUAAAAGAAAAAGAAACUGCUCCACUACCACCUUUACCACCUGAGGCUUACCAAAAUAUAACAUCCAACUAUUCGUUGGCUAGAGACGAGCAUCACCAUGGUUUUGAAUCUUUUGGGUCUCAAAGUGACAAUCCAGAAAAACAAGAAUUUCGGCAGCCCACACUUCGCAAAAAGCCCAAUUUUAAAUCGUCCCAAAUUGCUUCAGCUUAUGCUUUGUUUAGCCGUUUUGAGUCUUCUGGUUCUUCAACUUCAGAUCAAAAUAAACGACCUAUUAAAAAGAAAAGGUUAUCGUUUUUGAACCGCAAAAGAAACAAAUAUCACGAAGGAGUUUCUACUGUGACUAAAGUUGAAGCUCAAAGUUUCGAUCACAUGAACAAAAUGGCAGAAAGCCCUAUAUCCCCAGAAUCAGUCCCACUUUUAAAACGGAAUGAAUCAGUUAAACAAACAACCUUAAAAUUACAGAAACAACUGGAAUCUCUUACUCCAAUCCAAAUUCAAACUGUGUCUCAACAAGUUGGAAAGGUUGCCAAAAACCAGUGGAAAUUCAGGCCAUCUGCAGCUAGUCAAAAGAGUUACAUAGAAAAUAAACCAGUCUAUGAAAACGAUGAUAACUAUAACCCUAACAGCUCCAUUUUUUCUUUAAAAAGCAAAUCAAGAUAUUUACCUAAUAAACAAAUUCAAAAAGAUAUUAAUAAUCAAAACUUUAGAACGGGUCAUUCUUCAAACUACGAUAAUACACAUGAUACUUGUAUUGAUGGAUCUGGUGCGUUAAAUUCAGUGGAGUUAAACAGCAGAUUAUCUCAAAUUGGUGAAGAUGAGGAAGAAUCAGCUCAGAUAAUCUACGAAAAAAACCGUAUCUUUAGCAAAGAGCAGGAGCUAACAGAUUUAGUUAAAACUCUUAAACGGUUUCAUAAAACACUGGACCAAGUAGAAUCAGAGGCAAAAAAUGGAAAUAACUCAAACAGCUUUAAACGCCUUUCAGAUUUUAACAAAAACCAAAUUUUGUUUUCUCCUCGAGAUAAUAUCACCCAUGAACGCAAUCCAAGCGGUGACUUCAAUGCUAAAAAUAUUGAAAGACAGAAAAGAUUCCAAAGAAAACAAAACAAAACCACCAGCCCUUUGGAUUCUCCGAAAUCUGAACCUGUUGCACCUGCGCAUUAUAAUGAUUACCGAGAAAUGGGAUGGGCCCAAAACUGGUUGGGCCUUGUUCAAAGUGGAUUAGAACCAUAUUUGAAGGGGUUUCCACCAUCUUCAGUAACAAGCUUUAAUUUUUCAAAGGGUCCCCAGUCACCUGUAACAAGUUUUCAUUCAAACAAGGAGUCUCAAUCAUCUGUAACUAGUUUGAAUUUAAAUAAACCUGAAACAAGUAAUACUAUUGACUCAGAUGAGCCAAUAAUUCAUCACCCUAUGGGUGAUGCCAAACAAUACCAAAUUUCAUUACCAUUUUACGAAAACAUCGAUAAUCCAUCUUUACCACAAUCAUUAAAUGAACUCAACAAAGCCUACAAACAAUUAUUGUCAUUUAUCAAAGAAGAGGAGGAAGAUUUCAGUGGUGAGGAAAUUUUUUUAACUGGGGGUCAAGAUAUUCAUGAACUUGAAUAUUCUUCAGACGAGUAUGAAGACACUGGUAUAGAAUCCGCAACCAAUUGGAAACCUCAACAAUCUUAUUGCCAAAAACAAGAAACAUUUUUGUCAUCAAAUGGGAUCAACUCUUCCAGACUUUCUGUUUCCAAAUCAAAUUUACAUUCUUUUAUUCAAAAUAAAAACCAUUUAAAUAUACCAGAAUCAGAUAAGCUGGAUGAAUUAAAAGCAGAUUCUGCAGCAAAAAAUAAUUCUCUUAAUGAUUUAUCAUCGGAAGAACACCCAAGUUCGAAUUGCAUAAAUGGACUGAAAAGCACACCUAUUUGUCUCGAUUGGGCUUCUUCAAUUUCACUAGAAAACGAAGACAAUCAACAGGGAGAGGGGAAGGUAUUACAACAACCACAGCAACAGCUUGGGCAACAGAAUCGUGAUCAAUCACGGCCUUACGAGCAGGACUUCAUUAGAUUGCAGAAUCAGAGUGGUAAUAUUCCAUCUCAGAACAAAGUUUUUGAAAUUGAAGCUGAAGAAGUUCAAGGGGAUUACGCCGAUAUUUCAAGACACCGCCGUCAACGAAGUAGUUUGGAAUAUGAAGGUAGCAUAACCACCGGCACAGAGUCUACUGAAAGAGACUCAGUAAGUGAAGGAUACCCAGAUUAUUAUUAUAACGGUUCACAGUUGUAUGUUGGGAUGAUAAAUGGUGGGGAUAGCUUUUUGGGUAAAAUUGAUGAUGAAAAAAACGAGAAUGCUAAAGUAUCUGAUAUAUCAAAAAAGAAUUUACUUGAAAAAUCUAAAGUUUCCAUUACAGUUACUUCACCAAAUAUGGAAACUUUUGAAUUAGUUGAUUCCAAAAAGAAUAAAAUAUUAGCAAAGCAUCAAACUGAUGUUAUCCCAAUACAAAUACAACAAAAUAUCAGUGUUUAUACAGCAGCUUUACCAACUAGUUCAAUACAUUCGCUUUCGAUUUCGACCAUGGCUGCAGCAUCUUCUUCAGUGCUUUCUUUAAAUACAAACAAAAUAUUUUCAUCUCCAAUUCUCAAUAGCUCUAUGCGUUCUUUACAUUUUCCUUUUGAAAAUAAGUUUCGUGAAUCCAUGAGUAAUCAAAAGAAGAGCAAACCUCAAAAUACUGUUCAAUUUGCUUCACCUUUAUGUCAAGAGAUUUUGUCAUUAGAAGGUGAAGGAAAAAUAAAAGAAAUUAGCAGCGAUGAUGAUGGUGUUGAAACUGCUAGCAUUACUAGCGAGGAAAGCUUCGGUCAUGUUUUUGGGGGACCCGGCGUACCACCUUAUCAAAUACUGCAAAGGCAGCAGCAACAGCAACAACAACAGCAUCAGCUUCAGUAUUACGAACAUUUGAAACAACAACAAGAAAUACUACAAGAGGCUUUACAAAAUCAAAUGCAACAGGGAUAUCAUCAAAAUUAUGAAAAUCCUGAAUCCGAGAUAAGUAAUAAAAAUGAAGGAGUUUCUGCUUCCCAACACCAACACACAAAUGGAACCUAUACAGAAGACAUUGAAGUUUUAAAAUUGCCAAUAAACCAUAAAUCUCAUCUGAAAUCGAAUGGCGAAACCUAUUUUGAUUCUGAUAAUGAUACUGAAUGGAAUGUCAUGGAUGCUAAUGGUUAUUUGUCUUCUCAAGGAAACAAAGAAGCCAACAAAAUAAAUCCUUUACCGUCACAUUAUGCUGUUGAUUCCAAUGCUAUACAAGAGACCUUUUAUGAACAGCAUGAGUUUAAUGAGUUGCAACAAGAAAAUCCCUACCGGGUCUAUAGUAGAACUGCACCACAACAACACCCUUAUCAUGCUAUUGCUGAUGGCGGCACUGGCGAUUAUGGGGUAAAUGCUCAACCUCAUAACGAGAAUAAAGUUGAUAGUUUGGGGAAUAUUCCAAUUUCUGGAGUUGGAGGAAUGACGGCAGUAGCUUUUGGUGGAGAUUCUGGAGGAGAUUCUGGUAAUGAACUAGAUGAGUUCAAGGUUGCACCCCAGUUUACCUUUCCUGCACUCAACAAGGAUACAAAAAAGUCAAAAGGUCGUAGUAACAUUAGCAGUAAGCUUGGAUCUAUUAGUAGUACAAUAACAAACUAUCAACAGCGCCAGCGUAAACAACAGCAACAAGAAAGGCAAACUAAACAGCCACAGGCUUCCCAGGAAGAGCAGCAGCCCCAAGUUUCUUCCCAAAUAACAAAUCAAUCAUCACAACCAACUUAUCAUCCGAGACUUAUGCCACCAUAUAUUAAUAGUCAGGGAAGAAUGAAUUCAGAUGGUAUUUUUUCUUCUGAUUCAACAGUGAGUAUGUUUGGACAAUAUGCCGAAACUGUGGGAGGUGGAGUAAAUGGAGUUUCUGCAAAUUUCAAGAAUUUAAACCUUGAUUUUGUGGAAGAAGAUGAACCUAAUGAAACUUUAAAAGUGCAGAGAAUGGAGUCUAACAAUAUUUUGGGAGGUGAUGGUGAUGCUUUAAAAAAUUUGGACAGAAAGAAAUUUGCUGCAAAUGAAAAUCUUAUGAAUGGACGGCAACAGAUCACAAAAAGAAUAGAUGCUGUUAGGGAAACCAAUGAUAACACCAUUGAUGAGAACUUAGAUUCUUUAACACUUGGCAAAAUUAACAAUGCUUCAGAUAAGGUCUGCCAACCGAGCUCAACUAUUGAGCCCAAUCAACUUGAUCCAACAUUUGUUGAUUACGAUUCAUUACCUAUUCCUAGUCGUCCAGCUCCUGCACCACCAAGUCAAGCAUUUUUGCAACAACCGCUUAAUAAUAUUGUUAAAUCUUCUUCUGGAGAAAUAAAAUCCCAGCAACAUAUUAAUAAUGUGUUCGUUACAGCACCAGUGACAUUGACAACAUCAACAAGAUCCAAAAUGCAGACUAUUCCCCCUGCGAUGGCAAUGAACCCUGCACUUUCUCCCACAACAAUGAUUCCUGUUAUGGAACAGUCAUCAGCACCAAUUUCUCAAGAUCCUGAUUUAGGAGAAGGGUUUGGAUUUGUGUUUCGCAUGUCUUCUCCAUCACCGACAGGGCCUCCAACAUCAACAGAAUAUGUGGGGUACAUGGGUCAGCCACUUACUCAUACCACAGGUCGCAGCACUUUACGACCAGUGCCUUUGGAAAAUGCAUUUGGAAACUUUGCAUCGACAGAUGAAGAAGAUGAUUAUAGUGAAGGAGGAAUGGGUCGACGAAUUACUGGUUUAAGACGUCGACGUCGACGCCGACGUCGACAAAAUGCUAAAAAUAACAACAACAAAAAUAACGGAAGUGUUAAUGCGGUUGAAAGGAAUACAAGCAAAAGUAACUUUAUAGGGCAAUGGUGGAAUCGAGGUGAAGAAAGCAGUGGCAGCGAUGAGAAUGAGGAGCGGUUUCUUCCUACCUCUAACAUAGUCCUGUUGUAUAUUAAACAAAUAAAGGAGCUCAUCAAAAGUUUGCUCAUCAAAAUCGAGCAAAAGCUAAUGGACCUUAAGGAAAAAAACAAAAGAUUGGCUUCCAAGGCUAGAACCGGAAUAAUACGUCGACAAGAAAAUCAUUCACUUGACCGACAGGAUCAAUCGUAUCGCUAUGAAUAUAUGAUUGGGCAGGAAGAACAAAUGCAGCAAAAUGGAUGCCCCAGGUUACAACAUCAUGUGAGUUUUAGUAACCAAGUUUCCAAUACUCCUAAUAAUGAUAAUUCUGGAUAUCAUAGUAUAAUAUUACAGCCAACUUAG
Messenger RNA from Magnusiomyces paraingens, 5763 nucleotides. RefSeq lists its product as uncharacterized. Bases 1 to 5763 code for a protein of 1920 amino acids. NCBI's taxonomy places the organism in Eukaryota, Fungi, Ascomycota, Dipodascomycetes, Dipodascales, Dipodascaceae. The record is from RefSeq and is a predicted model, not a curated record. The transcript has 2 exons.